UCUUGUUUCAACGCUACAUCAAAUGCGUCUGCGGUGCCAGUCUUUUGUCACCAAACAAACAAACACACCGCCGCGACACGUAGCUUAUUAAAGCUUCAACUAUCAAAUUUAGGAAACUCCCAAAGAAGAAGAUGUCCUGGCAAGCUUACGUCGAUGACCAUCUGAUGUGCGAUAUUGAGGGCAACCACCUCGCUGCUGCUGCCAUCCUCGGCCAGGACGGCAGCGUUUGGGCCCAGAGCGCCAACUUCCCUCAGUUGAAGCCUGAAGAAGUUACUGGCAUCAAUAAUGACUUCAAUGAACCUGGUACACUUGCACCAACUGGACUAUAUCUUGGUGGUACGAAGUAUAUGGUGAUCCAAGGGGAGCCAGGAGCUGUCAUUCGAGGAAAGAAGGGACCUGGUGGUGUUACUGUCAAAAAGACCAGCAUGGCCUUUGUCAUUGGUAUCUAUGAUGAGCCAAUGACUCCUGGACAGUGCAACAUGAUUGUCGAAAGGCUUGGUGAUUAUCUUGUGGAACAAGGUCUUUAGUUGUUUUGAAUGUCUGUUAUUUGUUUCAAUUCUUGUUGGCUUCUCGACAAACUAUGCAUCUUUUGAUCUGCAAAUAUACUAUAGGAGGAUUCAAGGUCAUGUGAACUAUUGUGUGGAAUGAAAUAGUUUGGUACCUGUGAAAUUAAUGGUUAUGAUGGCUGACUUUGAUGUAUUAUUGUGGUUGUCAAGUGAGUUACCUUAUGAACAUUAUAGUGGGAUGUGUUGAUUUGAUUGUCAUAAAAUUUUCAAGUAUUCUUGUUUUCUAUUUCUAUAUAUCUUGGUCCUGGGAAUUUGCAUUUCCA
This is a messenger RNA of Mangifera indica (mango), 829 nucleotides long. RefSeq names its product profilin. Gene Ontology annotation, molecular function: actin monomer binding. The transcript has 3 exons. The record is from RefSeq and is a predicted model, not a curated record. NCBI's taxonomy places the organism in Eukaryota, Viridiplantae, Streptophyta, Magnoliopsida, Sapindales, Anacardiaceae. Gene Ontology annotation, cellular component: cell cortex. Bases 132 to 527 code for a protein of 131 amino acids.